CACUCGGCGGUCGGGGCGGACGGCGCCACUAGCGAGCAGCCGCGGGGCAGGCAGGGUGGGCGCGGCGGGAGCUCGCUGUUCCGGGGGGAGGGGGAGACCCCAGCCAAUGUCAACAGAAAAUCUCCCUGACUGUGCUAGAGGGCGGUGACAUGCAACACCCCCUUAACAUCUGUGAGUGCUUUGCCAAACUGUACUGGUCUCCCGCUUUGGCUGGGACAUAGGAGCUGAUCGCUGUCAUCCGUCCAGGGAAAUCAAACCCUUACAACAGCUCCUUCGCCGGGCACAUCUCCAUGUCCAACGGAUGGUUCAUCGUGACGAACACCAGCAAAGCCAUUGCAGGGGAUUUGAAGAUUGUGCAUGAGAUGAACAAAAGCGAGUGUCUAGCUUCCAUCCAUCUGAAUGUAACAGAGCCCGCGCCAGCUCCAGCCUCCUUGGCCAGGGACGAUCGCCUCAAUGGGAUGGCAGCGGGGGGCAGACAGAGGCAAUGCGGGGUGAGAACCGCACCUCGGUCUCCGAGUUCAUCCUGGUGGGUCUGUCCAGCCAGCCGCGGACGCAGCGCCUCCUCUUCGCGGCCAUCCUGGCCACCUACCUGGCCACCCUGGCAGGCAACCUGCUGAUCGUGGGUCUGGUGCGGGCCGACUCGUGCCUCCACACCCCCAUGUACUUUUUCCUCAGCCACCUCUCCUUCCUGGAGAUCUGCUACACCAGCUGGACUGUCCCUCAGGCUCUGGCCCACCUCCUGACCCACAGCAAAUCCAUCCCCUUUGCUCACUGUGCUGCCCAGAUGUACAUCGCCCUCUCGCUCGGCAGCUCUGAGGCCAUCCUGCUGGCCGCCAUGGCCUACGACCGCUUCGUCGCCGUGUGCCGGCCGCUGCGCUACGCCGCCCUCAUGGGGCGGAGCCGUUGCUGGGCGCUGGCCUUGUCCUCCUGGGCCAGUGGGUUCCUCCUCUCGGUGGUCAACGUGGCCUGCGUCCUGCGGCUGCCCUUCUGCGGGCCCAACCGGGUCAACCACUUCUUCUGCGAGCUGCCGGUGGUGCUGGAGCUGGCCUGCGCUGACAGGCGCCUCACCGAAGCCGUGGUCUUCGGGGCGGCUGUGCUCAUUCUGCUGCUCCCGCUGGCUGUCAUCCUGGCCUCCUAUGGCCUCAUCCUGGCCUCUGUGUUGCAGGGGCAGGUGGCCGCUGGGCGACACAAAGCGUUCUCCACCUGUGCCUCUCACCUGGCCGUGGUGACCAUCUUCUAUGGCACCGUCAUCUCCAUGUACAUGAAGCCCCGCUCCGGCACCACCCCCGACUGGGAUAAGCACAUCGCUGUCUUCUAUAACGUGGUCACGCCGGCUCUCAACCUGCUCAUCUACACCCUGAGGAACAAGGAGGUCAAGGGGGCCAUGGCCAAGAUGAUGUACAGGGCCGGAUGGGCCAAGAAGUCCUAAGUGUGGCCAAUAGGCCAUGCUACCUGAAUGUGGACCUAAAAUGAGGGGGCACUUGGGACAUGUCUUGGGGUGAGAGCUGGUUGGGAAACAAAGGGGUUUCCACAGAAUAUUUUUGUCUUAAUUUUCCACAGCGGCGGAAAAAAAAUUAUUAAAAUUUUUUUUGGCCUAAAUUUUCCUCAGAAAAUGUCAACAGAACUGAUUUUUUUUAUUCUUCGUCUGAAGUUUCCACAGAACAUGUUGACAAGAGGGAAAAUGUGUCUUUUUCUCCCUAAUUUUUCCACAGAACACAUAGAUGGAACCAUAAAUAUCCCUUUUCAUCUACACUUUCCACAGAAAAUUUCAGUGAAAGAGAAAAUAUUUGUUCCUAUCUGUACUUUCCACAGAAAACAUCAAUGGAACAGAAAUUUUUCAUUUCCCUCUUAAUUUUCCAGAGACAAUAGUGUUGGCUGUGAAAUUUUUCAUUUUUGGUUACAUUUUCCACAGAAAGUAUUGAUGGAACUGAAGUCGUUUGUUUUCAGCUAAAUCUGUCCUCAGAAAGUUACCUUGAAGUGGAUUUUUUUGUUUUUCUCUGACUUUUCCACAGAAAAUUUCAAUUUUGGUUCGUGAAAAUUUUAAUACUGGAAACUUUCAGCCAAAUGGUGAAAAAAUUUUCACCGAUGGAUGAAAUUUUUUGGCUAAAACCCCUAAAUAUUUCAAUUCUGAAAUGCCAUCAUGUUGCCUCAUGUGUCCAUUCUCCUCUAUGGGUUGGGCUCUCUGGUCAGACUACAUCUCCCUUGAGGCACUGAGGUCUCUCCUCUUGGACAGAGGUGGUGUAUCAUGUGAAUGCUACGCUGUAGUUCAUCGUGGGAGAUGUAGUCCAAAUGGAGAGCCCAGCCAAUGGAGGAGAAUGGGGACAUGAGACAAGCAAACUACAAUUCCCAUAAGCCAUCACUGUGGCAUUUCUGAAUAAAAAUAUUCCAUUUUCCAAGCAGUCACGUUUUUGCUGAAAAAACUGACAUUUCACCAAGAGUUGGUGGAAAAAAAAAUGUUUCAGAGAGGAAAAAAAACCCCAACAAUUUUCUGUCUAAAAAAAGCACUUGAUGGAAAACUUCCUCCCAGCCCUAACGCAACGCUGAAACGCCACAAGCCAUUGGCGAAAGGUCCCCUUCUUUGCAAACAGCUCUCACCUGAGACCUGACAAACUCACUAUACCAAAUGCAUCUUAAGGAUAUUUAUCCAGAAAGUGUAAUGAGAAAAGUACCUACAGAAUGCUCAUAAUUUGUCAAGAUUCAUAAUUGUUGCGGGAUGCAUGUACAGGUAACAUUUAAAGGAUAAUGUUUUGAUCCUGACCCUAUGUUUUCCGAACUUGGAGAACAAAUUAGAUCCCAGGGGGAUAAUGUGUCGGCGAUGGCCCAUUCAGCCAGGGGAGUUGUCACCCUCCCCCUCCUUAGCCAGUGAUGCAAUGCAAGACUCAGUCGUUUAGCCUUGCACAAUACUAAGACUUUGAACAGGAAAUCACUGGAGGUCACUACAAACUAUCGAAUGAAACCACCGGAAGGUUAAAAAAGGGAACAUUGCCCUGAGGGAGAGGUUUACCCCGCCGGCGAAUAGGAUCAAAAGGCUGUUUUCAGCAUAACACAGAGGGAAAUGCACUCUGGAUGCAUUCACGGAGGAAAUCCCCGGGGAGGGAGGGUGUUUUCCUGAACAUUUGGAUCCUGGUUCUCAUGAAACCAGCCAGCUCUGCAACAGACUGAACUUUUAUUGGGGGGAGGGGGGAACCUACUUUAGUAGCAAGGAAAGGAAACUAGUGAUCAGACCCUUCGCGCCCGGUGAUUUUGCUGUGUGGCGUAACUGUUUGUUUCCACCACUUCCUUGCACUCCUAGCUAAAUCUUUACUUCUUCCUAAAUAAACCCACCUCUGUUGCAUUGUCAGUGCUGUGUGGUUUACAGGAGUGGCGGCUGAAGGCAAAAUUGGGACAUGCCUGGGGGAGGAGGAUCUGGGAUUUCAGUGAGGAGCCUGUGACCGGGGCUGGAUAUCAGAGGGCAAAGGGACUCAGGGAGUGGGGUG
Messenger RNA from Chelonia mydas (Green sea turtle), 3476 nucleotides. Its product is annotated as olfactory receptor 2D2-like. The record is from RefSeq and is a predicted model, not a curated record. The transcript is spliced from 4 exons. Gene Ontology annotation, cellular component: membrane. Gene Ontology annotation, molecular function: olfactory receptor activity; G protein-coupled receptor activity. The coding region runs from base 485 to 1429 and encodes 314 amino acids. Lineage: Eukaryota; Metazoa; Chordata; Testudines; Cheloniidae. Gene Ontology annotation, biological process: G protein-coupled receptor signaling pathway.